This is a messenger RNA of Papilio machaon (common yellow swallowtail), 1530 nucleotides long. Its product is annotated as guanine deaminase. NCBI's taxonomy places the organism in Eukaryota, Metazoa, Arthropoda, Insecta, Lepidoptera, Papilionidae. The transcript is spliced from 8 exons. Gene Ontology annotation, biological process: guanine catabolic process. Gene Ontology annotation, molecular function: guanine deaminase activity; zinc ion binding. The record is from RefSeq and is a predicted model, not a curated record. The coding region runs from base 170 to 1510 and encodes 446 amino acids. Gene Ontology annotation, cellular component: cytosol.
AACGAUGUUUUGAAAAAGAAACGAUAAAGCCACCUUGACCUUUAAAAUGACUAAGUAUUGUUUUGCUUAAUAAUUUUCCUAUCUUAUCGAUAAUUACUGUCAAGCAAGUCAAGCAACAAGUUACUUUAACUCUGUUAAAUAUUAAGUUUAUUAAUAUAGACCUGGGAAAAUGUCCGUUGUUCAACAAAAAGUUGUUUUUGUGGGCACCAUCGCCUCUACAAGUGCUUUAGACCGGUUAACUAUUUUAAAAGGGUUUAUCGCAGUCGAGAAUGGAAAGAUAAUUAAAAUAGGUUCCACUGAAGAACUAAACACAUCAAAAGAAUUAUUGGACUUUACAAAAAUUAUUCUUGAUGAAAAUCAACUAUUAAUACCUGGAUUUGUAGAUUGUCAUACACAUGCACCUCAGUUCCCUAACAUUGGACUAGGUCUGGAUAGACCAUUACUGGAGUGGCUAGACAAAUAUACAUUCCCUUUAGAAAGCAAGUAUGUUGAUGUUAAUUUUGCUAAGAGCAUAUAUGGACAAGUUGUGCAAAGGUUAAUUAAUAAUGGUACUACAACAGCCUGUUACUUUGGCUCACUCCAUCUUGACGGGACAUUGGCACUGGUUGAUAGUGCCAUCAAAUAUGGACAGAGGGCGCUAGUUGGCAAAGUUAGCAUGAACAUUGAGAAUGAUGCUGGAUAUUACAAUGAUACAGCAGAAGAAUUGAGAGAUGUUGAAUGUUUUGUACAGAAAGUAUUGGAAUAUAAGAAUGAUUUAGUGUCUCCAGUUGUAACACCAAGGUUUGCUGUGAGCUGUAACGCUGCAUUAAUGACUGGUUUAUCUGAUAUCGCUAAUAGAUAUGGCUGUAGAAUACAGAGUCAUAUAUCAGAAAAUCUUAAAGAAAUUGAACAUGUAUUGAACAUUAACCCCGAUUGUAAGAGCUAUUCGGAAGUGUAUGAUAGAAGUCAUAUACUUAAUGAUAAGUGUAUAAUGGCGCACGCAGUAUAUCUGUGCGAGGAGGAGAUGUGUCUGCUGCAGUCGCGGGGCGUGUCCGUGGCGCAUUGCCCCGCCUCCAACACGCGGCUGCGCUCCGGACUCUGCCCCGUCAGGAGACUGAUAGAUGCAGGUCUCACUGUAGGACUGGGCACUGACGUAUCCGGGGGAGAUAGUUCAUCCAUACUGGAUGCAAUGCGGCGUGCUAUGGACGUGUCCGCACAUCUGGAGAUGUUGGACACGACCAGUGUAACAAGACCCGCCUUCAAUUGGAGGGAAGUGUUCUACCUGGCCACUCUAGGGGGUGCUACAGCUCUACGUCUGGAAGAUAAAGUCGGUAGUUUCGAAGUCGGCAAAGAUUUUGACGCUCAAGUGAUUGACGUAUUUGCAAAUGGCGGACAAAUUGACAAGUACGAUUACAAAAUGGAGGGAAACGAACACGAUCGUGUGUCGCAGAUGUUACAAAGAUUCAUAUAUUUGGGCGACGAUAGAAAUAUAACACAAGUAUAUAUUAAAGGAAGAAAAGUCAAAGGUUGAAAAAAAAAUGUAAUCAAAAU